AUGCUCUAUCUUGCUCCAGCUGUUGUCAUUGUUCUUGAACGCUCGUUCUAUAUUUGGGACCAGCAACGCCAUCUUCAGGCCCAACAGGAGUGCGUCAACCCUAUUGACGCUGCUCUGGAGCAGUUCAAGGCGUCUUCGAAUGCAGCUGCCGUCAGGGAAGCUGUGAGCACUGCUGUGCGAAGAUAUAGAUUUUUGAAGACUGUGAACUUGUUGACCCCGCCUUAUCUGCUGGGGCUAUCUUUCAGUUCUGAGAUAACGGAGUUACUCGACACAGUUGCUGAAGCCACUUUUCAGCAUCGCCUACCAAGAUCAUAA
Molecule: messenger RNA, 315 nt
Organism: Suillus clintonianus
Lineage: Eukaryota; Fungi; Basidiomycota; Agaricomycetes; Boletales; Suillaceae
Exons: 3
Coding region: 1-315 (104 amino acids)
Source: RefSeq, a predicted model, not a curated record